This is a messenger RNA of Brenthis ino (lesser marbled fritillary), 468 nucleotides long. The record is from the annotation of a GenBank genome assembly. Lineage: Eukaryota; Metazoa; Arthropoda; Insecta; Lepidoptera; Nymphalidae.
AUGGCCAAUUUUAUAUGUGCUGGUUGCCCUAACACUUUGGAUGACACUUUAGCCUUGCAAUGCCACAAUUGUAAAGACAAAUAUCAUGUUAUAUGUACACGAAUUUCAAAACCGGACUAUUCUAUGAUGAGUUCUAACAUGAAAAGUCUUUGGAUUUGUGACGUUUGCAAAUGUAAGCAACCAAGGAAAGGCGAUCAUGCUAAUACUCCAGUACGCAGCUCACCGGUAGAAAUGGACUUCGUCACUCAGCGCGUUAAAAGCCGUCCCACUUGCUCAUGUUUAUCAGCUGAUAGUAUACGCGAAAUAUUAAGAGAGGAGUUAAGCAACAUUUUAACUAACGACCUGUACCCUAAAAUACAAAAAAUACAAAAUACACUUGUUUCACUAGAAUUAUCUUUAACAUCACUCAAUACUAAGUUAGAAAAGUUCAAACUGACCACGCUACUCACUCAACACAAGUACAAGAAA